CGACGAUCUAAAAUGUCAGAAAUACGAGAAUCUUUACAGACAAUACAGCAAUCUGUUGAGAGCGUUAAAGGCGUUAUAGAAGCUUUAAAUAAUACCGAUAUUCCUUCAAAUGGUUUACCUAUUUUAACUGCAAAAUGCCACACUUUGACUCAAUAUAUACACGAUCUCAUCCAUUUGUCUACACUCAGAUUAAGAAAAUCAUCAAUACAAGCUAGGGGUGCAUCAGAAGUACAAUCUGGCGAUAUAGUAGACGAUCUGAUUAAAUUGAGAGUUAUACACGAAAAGUCUAGGAAUUUAUCUACAAAGAUGCGCUAUAGGAUAGACAAACUCGUUAGCGCAGCUAGUGGUGCUCAAGAAGAACAAGAUAGCGUUGAUCCAUUAGCAUUUAAGCCAAAUCCAUCAGCCCUACUCAACAAGAAUGCCAAAGACGACAACGGCAACGAAAACGAUGAAGAAGAAAAUGAUGGCGUAUAUAGACCACCAAAACUAGCAGCAGUCCCAUACACAGAUCCAGAAAAAACUAAGAAAGACAAGAAGAAGGUAAUCCCAGCGGCGAUCCUACCUGAAUUGGUUGGUGGAAACGAAGUUACAAUGCAGUCAUCAUCUGGUUUGGCAGACGUACCUUCGAAAUUAUCAAGUAGACGUGCCCGUGAAUUGCAACAUAUGCAAGAUUAUGAAGAGGAGAAUUUCACACGUUUGGUACAAAACCGCAAAGACGCUAACAGGAGGUUACGCGACGAAGCUGAUAUCGCACUUGGUGGUAGUGGUGUCAUGCGUGGUAGACGUGUUGGUGGAUUGGAUGGUGAAUUUGACGAUGUUCUGCGCGCUGUUGAUAGCAGGCCGUCCAAAUCUAAAAACGGCAGAGCAGGUAUCUACGACGAACUUGAUAAACUCUCUAAGAAGAGCAGCGCACUCGAUAAGGCUUCAGCUAAGCGUGCUAGAGGUGAGACAGCCAAUACAAUUGAGAGUGCGUCAAACAAACGAGGCAGAUUCGACAGACAAGUUGGAGACGCAGCUCGUAAGAGCAGGAAGAAGAACAAGUAA
Molecule: messenger RNA, 1044 nt
Organism: Wallemia mellicola CBS 633.66
Lineage: Eukaryota; Fungi; Basidiomycota; Wallemiomycetes; Wallemiales; Wallemiaceae
Exons: 2
Coding region: 13-1044 (343 amino acids)
Biological process (GO): maturation of SSU-rRNA from tricistronic rRNA transcript (SSU-rRNA, 5.8S rRNA, LSU-rRNA)
Cellular component (GO): small-subunit processome; nucleolus
Source: RefSeq, a predicted model, not a curated record